UUAGUUCAAUACAGUUAUUCGUGUUGGUGCAGGACGCCGAUAUCCGACCUUAGAAUAAACAGAACUAGAGGCUUCAAAGUCCGGUUCUUGACGAUUUCUUACUAACGACAUAUUGUUUAUUCUCAUUCUUAUUCUCCUUCUCUCUGGUUCUGGGAAAGCAGAACUGCGAGAAUCACAGCCGCAGCCACAGGGUUUACCUAGGCCCAGGUGGUUCUAAUUUUCACUAAGUUCGGCUCAUGGAAGUUGCAAAUACAAAUAAUCAAUGCGCAGGUUCUGCAGCCGUAUCAGAAAAUCAAUUUACCGGCUCUGAUACAGCAAAUGAUGUGAAAAAGACAUCUAGAGAGCAGAGAGAAGCUCUGCCAGGGGAGCCUAAAUGUGUUGUAUGUGGCCGCUAUGGGGAGUAUAUAUGUGAUGAGACUGAUGAUGAUAUUUGUAGCUUGGAAUGCAAACAAACUCUUCUAUGGAGGGUUGCUAAUUCCCAGGUUUCAGUUGCUUCUCCACCUCCUACAAGGUUUGCUACAACUGAUGAGUGUUUUUAUGUUAGAGAAUCUGAUGAUAAAUCAGGACCCUCAUCUUUAACUAAUGAUCAAACUGAGUUACUGAGAAGGAAGCUUGAAAUCAAUGUAGAGGGGGAAUCGGUUCCAGAUCCCAUUUUGUCAUUCUCUUCUUGUAAUCUUCCUCAGAAGCUUCUGAAGAACAUAGAAGCUGCAGGAUAUGGUAUGCCUACUCCUGUCCAGAUGCAAGCAAUCCCAACCGCUUUGAGCAGCAAAAGCCUGCUUGCUUCAGCUGAUACAGGCUCAGGGAAAACUGCUUCUUAUCUGGUCCCUGUUGUUUCUCGCUGUGCAAGUUUUCGCCUUCAGCACUCGCCUGAGUAUAGAAAGCCACUAGCAAUGGUUUUAACUCCAACAAGAGAGCUCUCCAUGCAGGUUGAGGAUCAAGCUAAGUUACUUGGUAAGGGUUUGCCUUUCAAGACUGCACUUGUGGUUGGUGGUGAUGCUAUGGCUGGACAAAUCUACCGUAUUCAGCAAGGAGUGGAAUUAAUUGUAGGGACUCCGGGCAGGCUCAUUGAUCUUUUAACAAAGCAUGAUAUUGAACUAGAUGAAGUAAUGAUAUUUGUUCUAGAUGAGGUGGACUGUAUGCUUCAAAGGGGCUUCCGAGAUCAGGUUAUGCAGAUUUUUAGAGCUCUUUCUCAACCUCAGGUCUUGAUGUUUUCUGCAACAAUCACACAAGAAGUAGAGAAGAUGGCAAGCUCUAUGGCAAAAGAUAUGGUUAUUGUCUCCAUUGGCCAGCCUAACAGGCCAAGUAAGGCUGUGAAACAGCUGGCUAUCUGGGUUGAGUUAAAGCAAAAGAAGCAAAAGCUUUUUGACAUUUUGAUGAGCAAGCAGCAUUUUUUGCCACCAGUGGUUGUAUAUGUGGGUUCAAGACUUGGGGCAGAUCUCCUGUCUAAUGCAAUCAUGGUUGCCACAGGUUUGAAGGCUCUAUCAAUCCAUGGGGAGAAGUCCAUGAAGGAGAGAAGAGAAAUCAUGAGGUCAUUUUUGGUGGGGGAGGUUUCUGUGAUUGUGGCCACUGGGGUUUUGGGUAGGGGAGUUGAUCUCUUAGGUGUGAGACAGGUAAUAGUGUUUGACAUGCCCAAUUCCAUUGAGGAGUAUGUCCAUCAGAUAGGAAGGGCAUCUCGUAUGGGAGAGGAGGGUACAGCAAUUGUUUUUGUUAAUGAGGAGAACAAAAAUUUAUUUCCAGAGUUCAUUGAGGUUUUAAAAUCUUCUGGAGCUGUGAUACCUCGUGAACUUGCAAAUUCAAAGUUUACUGUGCGUUCCUUCCCUGCAGGAAAGGGCCACAGAAAGCGAAAAUAUGGUUCAUGAACUAUCAGAAGUUUUGUUUGUUUCUUGGCUUUAUUUUACUACUGCUAAGGUGCAAAAUCAACUCUGUAGUUACAUUGUUGAAUUCUUGGUCUAUGCUGGGUGCAUCUAGCACCGGCAAGAAAUGAAGAAACAUACCACCUUGUUGGCAAUUUCAUGAUUACUGUGUGGAGGAAGAAAACUGUCAUUGGGUGCACAAAUAUGAUGUUUUCUUGGGGAUAAGUAGCCAGCCUGGAUAUCAAGCAGUCACACAGCAUGUCAGGGAACAUUUUUGGCAAUUGUUUUGAUAUUCAAACUGAUAUCCCUUUGCUGCUGGUCAACUUCAUUGGUUUCAUUUGCUUAUUCAAAGAGGGAAGACAAUCCAGAAUUCAGGGAGAAGACUGCUAGUUUCAGUGCACCUUAAAUCUCAUUGAGGCAUAGGAGUUAGGAUGGCCUGUUCUCUUGAGGGAAGAUUUUGGAAGCUAUUGUUCUAUUGACUUUGGAAUGGUGGUGAAUGUAAUUGAAACAUUGGAAAUAUUCUAUUUUGCUGGGAACAGGAAAGGGGUAAAUUUCAAUAA
Hevea brasiliensis (rubber tree) is the source of this 2413-nucleotide messenger RNA. RefSeq names its product DEAD-box ATP-dependent RNA helicase 41. Lineage: Eukaryota; Viridiplantae; Streptophyta; Magnoliopsida; Malpighiales; Euphorbiaceae. Gene Ontology annotation, molecular function: RNA helicase activity; nucleic acid binding; ATP binding. The transcript is spliced from 3 exons. The coding region runs from base 237 to 1859 and encodes 540 amino acids. The record is from RefSeq and is a predicted model, not a curated record.